This is a messenger RNA of Drosophila gunungcola (fruit fly), 1920 nucleotides long. RefSeq names its product protein 5NUC. Gene Ontology annotation, molecular function: hydrolase activity. Lineage: Eukaryota; Metazoa; Arthropoda; Insecta; Diptera; Drosophilidae. Gene Ontology annotation, biological process: AMP catabolic process. The record is from RefSeq and is a predicted model, not a curated record. Gene Ontology annotation, cellular component: plasma membrane.
AAGACAGUGGUUUCAAUAGAAUGAAGCAUAGUUCUAGGGGAACCCAAAAGUGACCUCUCGGCACUCCCAAAAGUAGGCAUUUCCAGACAACAGUUCAGAGGUUUCUUUUGCUUAUUUUUCAAAUUUGUCUGUACAUUUUUAAUUUCGGUAAAAUGUUCAGUUUUGCUCUGAUCCAUUUGAUGAUCCUCACCUUUCUGAGUGUGAUCAGUGGUUUCAAGUUGACCCUGCUACACACCAACGAUAUGCAGUCCUGGUAUGACCCCAUUUCGAUUAAAGGUGGAAAAUGUAAGUCCGGCGACAAUAAGAAUGGUCUCUGCUUUGGAGGAUUUGGACGCGUGGCCAGUGUGGUGAAGGAGGCUAGGAAGUCGAGCACUGAUCCGGUUCUCUAUUUAAACGGCGGCGAUUCCUUCCAGGGAACUCCCUGGUUUUCAGUUUACCGUGGAAAGAUGGUGGCCCAAAUGCUAAAUAUGUUGGCACCCGAUGUCAUGACCCUGGGAGUUCAUGAGUUUGAUGAUGGAACUGACGCCCUGGGAGAAUUUCUGGAUAUUAUUAAUUUCCCGUUGGUAAGCUGCAAUAUUAACUUGGACAGGGAACCCAAACUGGCGAAGAAAACUAUGUUAGCAACCUCCACUGUGAUCACAAAGUUUAAACGUAAGAUUGGCAUUGUGGGUUAUAUAAGGCCGGACACCAAGGAACGCACUCAGCCCAAUAAUGUGAUCUUCAAACAGGAGGUGCCCGCUAUAAACAAGGAAACCAAGAAGCUGGUGGACCAGGGAGUCAAUAUCAUCAUUGCUUUGGGUCAUUCGGGCUAUGAAAAGGAUAAGGAUAUAGCCAAGCGUUGUCCAGAUGUGGAUGUAGUGGUGGGCGGUCAAUCGCACACAUUUCUGUACACUGGAAAGGCUCCGAGUAAUGAUGUGCCCGAAGGUGCCUAUCCCACAAUAGUGGUGAAGCCUAAUGGCCGAAAGGUGCCUGUGGUUCAGGCCUAUGCCUAUACCAAAUAUCUUGGCAACCUUUCGCUGGAAUUCGACAAUGGUGGUAAUCUGCUGAGUUUCAAGGGAAAACCCAUUUUAUUGGACAACCGCUUUCAGCCCCGAAAAGAUGUGCAGAAUUUUCUCGAUCAGAAUCGCGGGGUGAUCGACGACAUGGAGCGCCAUGUAGUGGGCACAACUUCGGUUUAUCUGAAUGGCGAUAGGAGAAGCUGCGGUCUGGGGGAGUGCAAUUUUGGUAACAUCAUAGCGGAUAGCUUCGUCUAUGCCCGUGUGCUGGAAACCAUGACGGACCGAAGCUCUUGGACAGAUGCACCCAUAGGACUCAUUAAUGCAGGGGCCAUUAGAGCUUCGGUGGAACCCGGGGAAACGGGUGCCAUCACAGAGGCCGAUGUGGUGACUGUACUUCCGUUCAGCCACGACAUGUUCUUCACUCGGAUCAGUGGCACUCAACUCAUGAAGGCCCUGGAACACUCUCUCCAAUUGCGGAGCAAGCGGGUUACGGGUGCCUUCCUUCAGGUUUCGGGACUUCGUCUGAAGUUUAACCACAGCCGACCCAAUGGCGAAAGGAUCACAGAGAUCAAGGCCCUGUGCUCCGACUGCCAGAUUCCGCAUUAUGAGAAAGUUGAAACCGACAAGUACUACGGCGUGGUACUCACCUCUUUUUCUAACGGCGGCGAGGGCUACAGUUUCAUCGAUGACAAGCGACCGGAAGUGCAAAACAUGACCCUUCUCGACCGCAAUGCACUUAUCCGGUAUCUGCAGGAGCACAAGGUCGUCUAUCCGGAGCGGGAGGAUCGUCAAAUGCUGCAGGAGAAGCAGUUGGACAACUCGGGUUCUAGCUUGCUAAUUGAACCCCUCCUGCUACUCAGCUUUUUGUACUUUCAUCGCCGCCUUUUCGAGUAAAUGUCGAGUCUGCGAAAUGGAAAAGAAA